CGGGCAAGCCGUGCGGGGCAGAGGAUGGCUGCUCCCCGAGGCUUCCCGCUGCUGGUCGAGGGGUCUUGGGGCCCUGACCCCCCGAAGAACUUGAACAUCAAGCUGCAGAUGUACUUCCAGAGCACGAAGAGAUCGGGCGGCGGGGAGUGCGAGGUCCACCCGGAGCCGGGGAGCCCGCCCCGAUUCCGGGUGCUCUUCUUCCCCGAGGACGUUCGGCAGAGGGUUCUGGAGAGACAGAUUCAUGAGUUAACAUGGCCAGGACAAGGACCAUUCCAGCUAACACUCUCCUUGCCUGAGGAGAAGCUCCAUAAUGGCUCUGAAAAGAAGAUUCCAACAAAGGAUUCCAAUUCCAAAGAAGCCGCCCAAGGACCAGAUGUUUCAGAGGAACUUGAUUCUCCCACUGAAAGAUCAGGAAACUUCCAGAAAGAACAUGAAAAUGUUUCCUCUUUGGUGGCAUUUGAAAAUCUCAAGGCAAAUGUUUCUGAUGUGAUGAUAACCUUAUUAGUGGAGAAUGUAAGUGGCCUGAGCAGUGAUGACUUCCAAGUGGAGAUAAUACGGGAUUCUGAUGUCGCUGUGGUAACCUUCCUGAAACAUAUAGAUGCCAAGAAGUUCGUGGACGAUUGUUCCAGGUACCAGACAGUCAAACAGCUUGAACUUUCUCCAAGACUUCUGGAAGCAACAACAACCAUCAGGGUUGAAAACUUGCCACCUGGUGUUGAUGAAGACAGUUUAAAACAUUUCUUUGAAAAUCCUUUUAAUGGAGGGGGGAGAGUUGACAAUAUUGAAUGUUUUCCUGAAGAGAGUUCAGCUCUGAUUAAGUUUUCUGACCGAAAAGUGUUUGACACCAUCAUGAACAAAAGACUGAAUUUCCACAAGAUGCCUCUGUCUGUGUUCCCAUACUAUCCCUCUCUGGGCAUCGCCUUGUAUGGAAAUGAAAUGCCUUUGGUCAAGCUUCCAGCAUCAUUCAGAGAGUCCCUGGAGCUUCCCUUAUGGAGGUUCUUUCAGAAGAACAGACACCUGAUUGAGGAGGUAAACAAUAAAAUGAGGCAGUGUCACUGUGAGCUCACGUGGUCCCAACCCGAUUGUCAAGUCAUCAUCUGGCCGGCUGCCUCCUUAGUCAAUCAAGGCCGAAAGGGUAUCAGGAACUGGCAGAAAGAUGCCUCCACAGAACUCUCUGGGAUCAGGUUGAAAUACAAAGUCUCUACUUUUAAAGUAAAUCAGCGAGUGUGGGAUGCUGUCCCCAAAAAUGACUUGAAACACGAUAAGAUUCUAAUUGAGUUUGAUGCACUGAAGGAGGUCAUCACCUUAGCAGGGAAAUUGGAGGAUGUCCAAACCAUCGAGCCCCAAAUUAAGGAAUUGGUAGACAACACCAUGCAAAAAGUAAAAAGGGAAGAGGAAAAAGUGGAGGAGGCAUUGUCCGUUUCUCCAGAAAAUUAUUUCCUCCUGUGUCACAGCGGCGUGCCGGAGCAGGCGUGUAAGGACUGUCCAGAUCUGGAGGUGAGUUAUAACAAGAGCCGUCAACAGGUGACCUUGAGAGGACCCCCCGCAGAAGUGUAUAAAACCAAGUGUGACUUCCAAGAGAAAGUGUUCUCCAUGAGUCAUAAAAACAUUAAGAUUCCUAUGGAGAUCUUGCAUUUUUUGCAACAGGUCGACUACAAAAACUUCUCUAAGUCUCUUUUUGUAGCUCAGAAACUUCUUGCUGUUUAUAGACUUGAGGGGACCACUGUUCUGUUAACCGGCAGUUCUUCUCAAGUCCUGUUACAAGCCGAAAAGCAUCUGUUCAGUGCUUUGAGUUAUAAGUACAUUGACCUUGAGAACCAGGAGUUCCUCAAAGACAAGAAAUGGCAAGAGUUCACUUGCAAUCUGCAGAAGAAACAUAAUUCCUCCUCAUGCACUUUCUUCAUCAAGGAGUUCCUGAUGGAAACCCCAGCCAAGGUCCUCCUGACAGGCUGUGUGAAAGCAGUCAAUGAAAUCCACCAGUUGCUUUUAGACUUCCUGGGAAAACACAUGAGAAUAGAGAGGCUGAUUGAAGCAAAGGAUUCUUUAGUUAUUGACUAUAUAAGGCUGGAAAAGAAGCCAUUGUGGUUGAGGAUCAAGAAGGAGAACACAGAAGUCACCUUCCCUUCUGACGCCAUGACAAAAGGCAUUUUACUAGUUGGCCCGAAGGCCAGAGUGCUGGAGGGAGUGACCAGCAUUCAGAAAAUUCUGGAUUCCAUCCAUGUGGAAAGUGUGUGCAUUGAUAAGCCAGGAGCCAGGCAGUUCUUCCAGGACAAGUCACGGUAUUGUAAAGGGGAGGUCAAACGGCAGUUUGGUUGUUUCAUUGAAUUACAGGAUGAUACAGUCAAGCAGAAGGACUGCACUGUGGGGCAGAAGUGCUACUUCCAGGUGGACCUGGCAGCUGGGGUCACAGUGAUCGUGCAGCAGUGUGACUUGUCCCGGCUUCCUGUUGAUGUGGCUGUGAAUGCAGCGAAUGAGAACCUCUGUCACUACGGUGGCCUGGCUGCUGCUAUCUCCAAAGCAGCUGGCCCCGAGCUCAAGGCAGACUGUGAGCAGAUAAUAAAGAAAUGUGGCAAGUUGUCACCUGGCAGUGCCGCCAUCUCAAAAGCAGGAAAGCUGCCCUGCCGCCACGUCAUCCACGCGAUUGGACCCCAGUGGAACAAGAAUGAUGGCCAGAGAUGUAUGGAUCUGUUAAAGAAUGCUGUGAAACAAAGUCUCCUUUUGGCAGAAAAACACGGAUGCCGAUCCAUAGCCAUCCCUGCUGUUAGUUCCGGGAUCUUUGGCUUUCCCAUACAGCAGUGCACGGAGACCAUUGUGAUGGCGAUCAAGGAAGACUUCCAAUCCAAGCAGCCUGGCGGUACCUUGAAGAAGAUUUACCUGGUGGACAUAGCCGAGCAGACCGUGCAGGCCUUUGCAGCAGCUGUGAAAACUCUCUUGCCAGGUACACAACCUGGUCCUGCUUCCCCACUCAGUUCAGCCACAGUGAUCCAGCCUCAGCAAACAUCACAACAACAGCCAAUGCUGGUGGCUCCAGGGGGCCUGAGGAUCCUGAUGGUGACAGGAGAGCUGCAGGAUGCUAAGACGGAUGCUGUUGUCAACUCCAUUCCCUCGAAUCUUCUUCUGGGCAGUGGGCCCCUUUCUCGAGCCCUCUUGGAAAGAGCAGGACCAGAGCUCCAGCAGCAAUUGAAAGCCACUCAGCUGAAGGAAUUUGCCGAAGUGGGUACGGUUCUCCAAACUGAUGGGUUCAAACUGCACUGCCGCCACGUGCUGCAUGUGGUAGCUCCACACUGGAAAGAUGGCAACCCAUCUUCGUACAAGACCAUGGAAAGCAUCAUCAGACGCUGCCUGGACAUCGCUGAGGACUGUGCCCUCACGUCAAUUACCUUUCCUGCCAUAGGAACAGGAAACUUGGAGUUUCCUAAAACUGUGUUUGCUAAAUUAAUCAUCUCAGAAGUACUCUCAUUCAGUACCCAGAGACAAUUGAAAACUUUACAAGAGGUUCACAUUAUGCUCUACCCAAAGGAUCAUGAGAACAUUGAGGCAUUUUCAGAUGAGUUUGAGAGAAGAGCGAAUGGCAAUCCCAUCAGUGGCAACUUACCCAAGUCUGCAGAUACACAAGGUUUAUAUGGGAGCAUUUCUAGCCCUAAUUUAGGAGUGUUUGAGAUGAAUAUUGGCCCUAUCACCUUCCAAGUGGCCUCUGGAGAUAUCACCAAAGAAGUGGCAGAUGUGAUUGUAAAUUCAACAUCAAAAACAUUUGAUCUCAAAUCAGGAGUCUCCAAAGCAAUUUUGGAAUGUGCAGGAAAAAAUGUGGAAAUGGAAUGUUCUCUCCAAGCUCAGCAGAGCAAACAAAAGUACAUAGUCACUCAAGGUGGGUUACUGAUGUGCAAGAAUAUCAUUCAUGUUGUUGGCGGAAAUGAUGUCAAGGAAUCGAUGUUCAAUAUUUUGGAAGAGUGUGAAAAAAGGAAUUAUUCAUCCGUUUGCCUCCCAGCCAUUGGGACAGGAAAGGCCCAGCAAGCCCCAGAUGCCGUUUCUGAAGCCAUCCUCAACGCUGUGGAGGACUUUGUUCUGAAAGGACUGGCCAAGUCUGUGAAGAAAGUUAAAGUGGUUGUCUUUCUGCCUGAAAUCCAGAAGGUGUUUUACGACAGCAUGAAAAAGAAGGAAGGCUCUCCGGCUCCUGCCCAGCAGUCUGUGAUAACUAAACUUGCAGAAUUUUUUGGCUUCUCAAAGAAGCCUCCCAAGAAAGAGAAAUGUUUGCUUUUGGAAAAGAAAACAGAAUCAACGAAUUUUCAGGUGUGUGGUGAAAAUGCAAGCGAUGUGAAAAAUGCUAUUUCCUGGCUGCAGAAUUUGAUUGAACAAGAGCAAGUCCGCCACAUCAGUACAGAGGAUUGUAUCAGAGAUUUUGAUGAAAAGGAGUAUGCAGAAUUGAAUGAGCUGCAGAAGAAGUUAAAUAUUACCAUUUCCCUGGACCCUAAGAUACCUGAAAUCCGGGUUUCAGGAUUAAGCAGAGAUGUAAUGCAGGCUAGGGAUGCGGUUGAGGGAAUGAUCAAGAGAGUGAGGUCAGCCAAGGAACAGGAUUCCCGGGCAGACUACCUGAGUGGACUCAUACAGUGGCAGUACAGUGACCAGAACACUGUCCAUCGUUUCGACAAAAUGACCAACCUGCAAUUGGAAGAUGCGAAGAAAGACAAGAAAACCACCAUCAUUGUCAAAAUUAAUGGUCGGGAUUACACAGUGCACUUGGAUAAACUCACCGCGGUAGACAAAAAUGGACACACAGUAAUGAUUGAGCGCCACAUAAAACCUGAAUCUGAGCUUCCUAAACACUGGAGCCCAAUGAAGCAGAACUUACUUGUGGUUGAGCUUCCCCAGAAUCAUGAAGAGUACAACUUAGUGGCAAGGGAUUUCAAUAAUACCUGCUCCCGGUUCACCAUAUUGAAGAUUGAGAGGAUACAGAAUACAGAUCUCUGGAACAGCUACCAGGCAAAGAAAAAAAUCAUGGAUGUUAAGAAUGGCCAGAUGGACAAUGAGAAGCGCCUCUUCCAUGGGACGGAUGUCAACUCCGUGCCGCAUGUCAAUGCGAAUGGCUUUAACCGGAGCUACGCUGGGAAGAACGCUACGGCAUAUGGAAAGGGAACCUAUUUUGCUGUCAAUGCCAACUACUCUGCCCAAGAUACAUACUCCAGACCAGAUGCACAGGGGCAAAAGCACAUGUACUACGUGCGAGUACUUACCGGGGUCUCCACCGUUGGACACUCCUCAUACCUCGUGCCUCCUCCAAAGAACCCUCAAAAUGUCGCUGACCUCUACGAUACUGUCACCGAUAAUGUGGCAAAUCCAAGUCUGUAUGUGGUGUUUUAUGACUACCAGGCAUAUCCAGAAUACCUCAUAACAUUUAAGCAGUAACAUCUUGGAAUUCCUUUCUCAAAGACAUUAUUUGGGCCUGACGAGUUUGCCUGGUGGCUAAAUCCUCACCUUGCAUGUGGCAGGACCCCAUAUGGGCACUAGUUUGUGUCCUGGCUGCUCCACUUCCCAUCCAGUGCCCUG
Messenger RNA from Ochotona curzoniae (black-lipped pika), 5541 nucleotides. It is a transcript of the gene PARP14, whose product is annotated as poly(ADP-ribose) polymerase family member 14. Gene Ontology annotation, molecular function: NAD+ poly-ADP-ribosyltransferase activity; transcription corepressor activity; RNA binding. Gene Ontology annotation, biological process: negative regulation of gene expression. The transcript has 17 exons. The record is from RefSeq and is a predicted model, not a curated record. Gene Ontology annotation, cellular component: cytoplasm; nucleus. Lineage: Eukaryota; Metazoa; Chordata; Mammalia; Lagomorpha; Ochotonidae. Bases 25 to 5400 code for a protein of 1791 amino acids.